AAGACACAACGAUAUCAACAAGCGACGAGAUCGACAUCGAAAUGAAUAGCGAAACGAGUGACACUCAUCAACAAAUGAGGAAGAGAAGUAAAGCACGAAAGAGGCGAUUGGAUGAUAGAUCUGACAAUUCCGAUGAUGACAGCGCAAGCGGUUCCAAUAGCGAUUCGGACAGUUCUCCGGAGAUCUAUCGAAUCCGACCGACUAGAUCUGGUAGACAGCCGAAGAAGGUGAAAAAGCUGCAAGCGCCCGAUGUCAAUAAACUUAAUACGCCUAAUGUUAAUGCGAUACCUGACAGUAGUAUCGAGAAUAAAUCGUCAGUAAUUGAUGACGAGAAUGUGAUAUCGUCACAUGUGGCCGUGGAAGUUACAGAGGUUGUAAAUAGUUCAACCGAGAACGGUGAAAGCGCGGAAACAUCGUCUUCUGAAAAUAUUACGAACGUAAUACCAAAUAUAAGUCAAAUGGAACCGGGAUCUUUGGUAAUCGUAUCGAAGGAGUCUGCAGAGGAACCUGGAAACACUAUUCUGCAGGUUUAUAUGGUUAGCUCGAACGUUGAUAAUGUUAACGUGGCGACUGAACUUAGCGAAUCUACGGCGGAUCAGCAGAAUCUAUCGGACUCUUUAACAACGGUAACUAAUAAGCCGGAAACUGCUGAAUCGACUAAACCUGACAAUGAUGAAAAUUUCGAAAAAUGAUCUUUUGCAUUUGUACUUAGCUAUACAAUUCAAUUUUAGAUAGCAUUACACAAAUGAUACGUAUCUUCGAUUUGUCGGGAUUGAAUAUUAAUUUAUAUAUAGACUAGAAGAGUAUAAAAAAGACUGCAAAAGAAGAAUGCAAGAGAAGAUACAUUUCUAAUUUUGUUAUUUAUAUGUCUGUAAAGUUUUGUGUUUUUAAUUAAUUAUAAAUAAUAUUAAUUAUAUAUAAUAGCGAGGAUUUCUUUUUACUAUAUUGCUUAUUAUGUAGGAUAUUUUCUAUCUGGGGAUAAAUUCAUUUCUUCCGACAAAUUGAAGACGAUUUAUUGUGAUAAGAAUUGCGCAAUAUACGGAUGCACAUUUAUUCCUAUGUAACAUUAAUUUUUUUUAUCAGAAAAAGUUUAAUUUCAUAUGUAUAAAACUAUUCAAUUAGUAGUAGAACAUAUUAUGUUAUGAAUUAUCAGCAUUACGCGCGUAACACGAUAGUAAAGAUAGUGCGAGCUCUCCCAUAUAAUUCUUGCUUGUAUUGUAAUCUUGUUUGUUUUCUGAAUCAACUGUAUGUAAAGUGACCUUAUCCAGUGUGGUUUUUCCACUACUCAUAUGUGACAUAACCACAGUGGAUUAAGAAAAUCAUUGAGAAAGAAGUACGUUACAUUUUUAUUUCGCAAGUGUAUAUAUAUCAUUAGAACAAGAACAUCGGCUAAAAGGAAACUUUGUAGGAUAAAAUUUGAUCUCGACUUCACAAUACAGGCAGCCACAUAUAUAAAGUUCAUAGAACUAAGUGUAUAUUUCCUUUUACACAGCAUAUGUAUAGGAAACAUUUAUCGAACUAUAUUGAGAAAGAUAACAAACUGCUAUUGUGAAUAAUCUCUUUCAGCCAAUAUUUUGAGCUAGUUCAGUUCUAGUAUAGAGCUCAAUGGUAUUG
This is a messenger RNA of Formica exsecta, 1614 nucleotides long. RefSeq lists its product as uncharacterized. The transcript has a single exon. NCBI's taxonomy places the organism in Eukaryota, Metazoa, Arthropoda, Insecta, Hymenoptera, Formicidae. The coding region runs from base 42 to 692 and encodes 216 amino acids. The record is from RefSeq and is a predicted model, not a curated record.